Bacidia gigantensis is the source of this 2832-nucleotide messenger RNA. RefSeq lists its product as uncharacterized. Bases 1 to 2832 code for a protein of 943 amino acids. The transcript is spliced from 3 exons. Gene Ontology annotation, molecular function: ATP binding; DNA ligase (ATP) activity; DNA binding. Gene Ontology annotation, cellular component: nucleus; mitochondrion. Gene Ontology annotation, biological process: DNA repair; Okazaki fragment processing involved in mitotic DNA replication; DNA recombination. NCBI's taxonomy places the organism in Eukaryota, Fungi, Ascomycota, Lecanoromycetes, Lecanorales, Ramalinaceae. The record is from RefSeq and is a predicted model, not a curated record.
AUGCCUUCCAAACAGGCUACCCUCGGGUACGUCAAGUCGGGGCAGCAGACCUUAGGCAAAUUUCUGGAAAAUCCAAACGGACUCGCAUCGGAGCAUCAGCAGUCCAAGCUCGCUUUCAAGAACGGCACCAAGAAGAAUCAAGAAACUCAAGAGCAAGUACCGAAGGGACGAGAUAUCAAACGCCCAGCAAAGAGCGAUGAAGACAGCGAUGGCGAUGUCAGUAUGGGCAAGGACGCUAAGAAGUCAGGGUCUGAACAACCACGGACUCAGAUCAAAUCCGAAAGCUUGGAGGACGAAGAGCAGCCCAAGCAUGGAUCAUUGCAUGCCAAUGGUAAUAUUGUUCACGCAUCUGGUGAGGAUCUGCUUUCAGGUUCUAAUCUCUGUAUCUUAGGCCAUGAUGAACGCUCGGAUUCGCCACCAAAACGCACGAAGAGUGAGGCUCUUGAUGAAGGGGAGAACGAUGAGUCGGAGGACGAUGAGCCAGUCAAGAAGCGCUCAAGGCGGAGUGGACCCCCGUCUUCUAGCACGAAAGCAAAUGAAAGAAGCAUCUUAUCAAAGAAGUCGUCCGACCCUGAUGCAAACAGAAUGAUCAAAGAUUCCCCCAAGCCAACGAAAGAAAAGGCAAAGGCUAAGAGUCCGGAAAAUGAGAAGUCAGAUCGCAAAGCAAGAGGAAGGCCAAAAGCGUCCAAUACGUCAAAAGCCAUGGAGGUGAGAGAAGAGAAGAAUACACCUGCAAAGGCUUCCAAAGAGGAAGACCAGGAGCCAGAGUCAGAAGAAGAGGAGGAGGAAGAAGAGCGGCCCGAAACAGCAGCCAAGGCACGGGAGACUGUUCAAACAACUUUGAAAGGAAGUGCAAAGGAUCCAUACCCGGACUGGAAGGCAGGAGAUGCAGUACCAUAUGCCGCACUGUGUAUCACGUUUUCUCUCGUCGAGCUAACGACGAAACGAUUGAUUAUAUCCGCACAUUGUUCGCUGUUUCUCCGCCAGGUCUUACGACUAACGCCCAAUGACUUGCUUCCCACUGUACAAUUGAUGAUCAAUAAGCUUGCUGCUGAUUACGCAGGCAUUGAACUCGGUAUAGGAGAGUCUCUUAUCAUGAAGGCUAUUGGAGAAUCAACAGGACGGAGCCUUCAAGUCAUCAAAGCCGACCAGGCGGAGAUCGGAGACCUUGGCCUGGUGGCCGCGAAAAGUCGUUCAAAUCAACCCACCAUGUUCAAGCCAAAGGCUUUGACUAUAAGAGCAGUUCACGAUGGGUUGAUGGGCAUUGCCACCGUCUCUGGAGAUGGCUCUCAGGGAAGAAAGGUAGCAGGAAUUAAGAAGCUCCUCUCUGCCGCAGAUGCUGCUGCAGCUGGGAAGGGUAGCAAAGGUAUUGACAUUACCAAGGAUAAGGGCGGACCAAGCGAAGCUAAGUUCAUCAUCCGCUUUCUCGAAGGCAAGUUGAGACUGGGUCUUGCGGAGAAGACUGUUCUUGUAGCUCUUGCCCAUGCGGUGGUCAUGCACGAGAGUGGGCUCGAAGGCAAGAAAGUGCCCACCAGCGAGGAGCUGGCUGAGGGCGAAGCCAUUCUCAAGACUGUCUACAGCGAACUGCCUAACUACGAGGUGAUCGUCCCAGCAAUGAUCAAGCAUGGUAUAUUCAAGCUUCGAGAAAACUGUAAGUUGCAACCAGGUGUGCCCCUGAAACCGAUGCUUGCCAAGCCUACGAAAUCCAUUUCGGAGGUCCUCGACCGCUUUGAAGGAAAGAACUUCACUUGCGAGUAUAAAUACGAUGGCGAGCGAGCGCAGAUACACUACGUCGCCGAGGACUCGCCACAGCAAUACCAGAGUACGCCCACCUCGAAGCAAAGAAAGGGGCUGUCUGCCAUCUUCUCGAGAAAUUCCGAAGAUCUAUCAAAGAAGUACCCCGAUAUCCUCGAUAAACUUUGUACAUGGAUCAAAUCAGAGACAAAAAGCUUCGUAUUGGAUUGUGAGACGGUGGCUUGGGAUCUUGUCGAAAAGAAAGUCUUACCAUUCCAGCAGCUGAUGACGAGAAAGCGUAAAGAUGUGAAGGCUGAGGAUAUUAAGGUGAAACCAACCGUCGAAAAGCCUUUUCGAGAAAGACGCGAAAUUCUUACGAAUGCAUUUGAUGUCGUAGAAGGCGAAUUUGCUUUCGCGCAGUACGGCAACACGUCAGAAGUCGACGAGAUUCAGCAUCUCCUCGACGAAUCAGUCAAAGCCUCUUGCGAAGGGCUCAUGGUGAAAAUGCUUGACACUUCCGAAUCAGGCUACGAACCCUCUAAACGGUCACGUAAUUGGUUGAAAGUGAAGAAGGACUACCUCUCGGGCAUCGGAGACAGCCUUGACCUCGCUGUUAUUGGCGCUUACUACGGUAGAGGGAAGCGAACGAGCGUUUACGGUGCUUUCUUGCUGGCUUGUUACAAUCCAGCGGAGGAGCGGUUCGAGACAGUCUGCAAUAUUGGAACUGGCUUCUCUGAGGCAAUUCUGGAGGAUUUGCACCAAAAAUUAGGGUCGGCUGCUAUCGAGAAGCCAAAGCCAUUCUAUUCACACUCGACAGUAGCGAAGGAUCAGCCUGAUGUUUGGUUUGAGCCACGAUUCGUGUGGGAGGUCAAGACUGCAGACUUGACCCUUAGUCCGCGUUAUAUGGCUGGAAAAGAAGCUCUGAUGGAUGCUAGUGGAAGAGGCAUCAGUCUGCGCUUCCCUCGAUUUAUCAAGGAGAGAGAUGACAAGAAGCCUGAGCAAGCAACGAGCAACAGAAUGAUCGUAGAGAUGUUCCGGAAGCAAGAGGCGAUCACCAAUACUAAAGGGCCCAGCGUAGAUGAUGACUUCGAGUAUUGA